ACUACUCGCUUUGCUGUCCCGAGACAGAAUGAUUUUCUCCUCGAUAUUAUUUAAGACAUUUCUAUAUACGAGGUCUUGCUAUUAAAUAACGAGGCUGGUUACGAAAAUGGUUUUAUUAUAAAAAUUUCUCUACAAUCGAAUGCUCUCCUUCAGUAAACUCGCUACACUCCUUUGCAUACGUUUGUUCCAUUGAUCAAAGCAGUGCUGGAAGUCUUCUUUGGUGAGCGCCUUUAGGAGCUCUGCCGUUUUUUGCUUUACCGCUUUCCCUCGACCCAAAUCGGGUCCCUUUCAAAGCAGAUUUUAUCUUCGGAAACAAAAAAAGUCGCACGGUGUCAAAUCUGGUGAGUAUAGCGAGUAUUAGAGCACUGGAAUGCGCUUACUGGCCAAAUACUGCUUCACAGAUAGCGCGUUAUGGACAGGUACAAACUUCACGGGUGUUCUUUCACAACUCGGGCACAACUAGUUAUCGCAGUGUUGCCAAAACUGACAAAUAGUAAAUCUCACCCGUCUAGGGCGCCCUCUAGGUGCGCAGUCUCGUUAUUUAUUAGCCAGACCUCGUAUAAUAGUUUUUGCCGUUGUACAGCUAAUAUAAAUAGAUAUAUUUUCGAUUCUUUUCGAAUAAUCUCGGCAACUUCGUACAAAUGAGCAGAUCAUAGCGACACAUAUUUACAAUAGACUUAAGUUGUUAAGAUCGUUAUGUUUCAAGUAUACAGUACAAAAACUGUAUUUACAGUAGCUUAGACAAUAUUCCAUCGAUAAAUUUCGUUUAAUUAAUUACAAAUCAUUACUGAGGAAGUACUAUCUUGAGAAAAUUGACAACGGAAUAUCACAAGAAACUGUUAUAAAGAAAUGGCGUUAAUAGAUCAGUUAUUUCCAAACGUUCACAGUGCUUUAGAAACGAUAUCUAAAAAAGAAAAUUUUACUGAUUUCGUGAUAACUUACUGCGAUAAAAUAGAAAAAGGACAAGGUUUUAUGGGGGACGUUUUUUUCUUGAACAUACAGGAUAAAAACAGUAAUAAGAAAUUGGAAUUGGUCGUGAAGCAGUCAACAGAUUCGGAGUAUGUUAGGAAUAAUAUACCGAUACAUAUUCUAUAUAAUAAUGAGAGUAAUUUUUACGAGAAAAUUUGGCCGACAUUUAUCGAUUUCCAGAAAGAAAAUUUAAAAACAUUGAUAUUCAAUAAUUUACCGAAGUGUUAUGCAACAGAUCUAAAACCAGGGAACGAAUUUUUAAUAUUGGAAAAUUUAAACAAGCAUAAUUUUUCUAAUAUAGACAAAAAUCACUUUUUCAACAGAGAGCAGGCUGAAUACAUCCUUAUAAAAUUUGGUCAAUUUCACGGUCUGUCGUUUGCGUAUAAAAAUAAAUAUCCAAAAGAAUUUUCAGCAUUGAGCCAAGUAUUAAUACCUUACUGGAUGAUACUGUCAAACAUAGAUUUAUUCCAAAGCUUAAUGAAGAAAGGUUUUACCGAAUGUUUACGGUAUUUAGAUCCCUCCACUGAUUUAAAUAUCAUAGAAAAAAUUAAGGGAUAUGUAGAAAACGGGGUAGCUAUAUUCCAAAAUUCUGUUACAUACAAUGGAAACAACGGUGUUAUCUUACAGGGAGAUUGUUGGAGUAAUAAUAUAUUUUUAAAAUAUAAUAAUAUAGGAAAAUUAGAAGAUAUGAAAAUGAUUGACUUUCAAAUAUCAAACGUUGGUUCCGUUGUACACGAUUUAUCAUACUGUUUGUAUGCAGGUGGUAGUAAAGAAAUUUUCGAUAAUUUCAAUCACUACCUUAAAAUUUACCACGAAAGUUUAAGCGAUACCUGUUUAAAAUUCAGUUGUUCGAAUUUCAUAUCGUUAGACGAAUUGAAAGAAGAAUGGAAAAAUUAUGGACGGUGUGGAUUCAUACUUGGGAUAAUAUUAAUCGACAUCAAAUUAUCGGAAAAUGUUUCGUUAGAUGACAUGGCAAAAAUGAAUGAUGAGGGCGUACAAAACUUUAGUCAAGAUGAUGCCCAAACUAUCAAAAGAAAAUUAUUGGAAUUAGUUAACCACAUGUUUGAAAAUGAUUUUUUGUAAUUAAUACAUUUUAAUAGAUUAAUUAAUAUAAUUAAUAUAACCAUGCUGUUGGAGGCCACUAGUUAUAACCAAAAAGUCUGAAAUUUUUUUAUAAGUUGACUAAUUCAUAUAAGAAAAACUUCAGAAGUCUAUCGAUUUCUCAUUAUUUCAGUCUGUGAUGAAAAUAGAGGAAAAUAAAAAAUAUUACACUGUAGGGUAUGGAGUUUUUUUCGAUAAAAAAAGGUCCCUUGUAAUUAUAUUCUAAAAGCGUAUGACCCUGAUAACUGUGAAAAUUUUCUUCAACUCUCAAAUAAGUCAAGUGAUGAAUUUGAAAGUGAAAAAUCAGAUUCCAAUUCCAAAAUAAUUCUGGAAAUUUUUUUUGACUCUGAGAAAUCGAUAGACUUCUGAAGUUUUUCUUAAAUCAAUUAGUACACUUUAAAAUACUUGUAAAAAAGGUUUCAAUGUUGUAUUACAAUUUUUCAUUCUAAUUAAGCCGUUUCCUUUCCAGGAGACCUUUCCCUUUGCUCCUAUAACUGUUAUCUUUAUUCCUUCAUAUAUUUUUCUCUUUUUCAAUCUCCUUUAUAGAGGGGAUAAUUUUAGUAUAAAAUGUAUAUUAAUUGAGUUUAAAAUCACUUUCCAUUUGUAGACACUGUAAUAUUUGUAAGACAAUUAAGAUUAUCCCAAAUAAAUGGUAAUUAUAAUAUCAA
Messenger RNA from Diorhabda sublineata, 2738 nucleotides. RefSeq lists its product as uncharacterized. The record is from RefSeq and is a predicted model, not a curated record. The coding region runs from base 850 to 2052 and encodes 400 amino acids. The transcript is spliced from 3 exons. Lineage: Eukaryota; Metazoa; Arthropoda; Insecta; Coleoptera; Chrysomelidae.